Gossypium raimondii (Peruvian cotton) is the source of this 1906-nucleotide messenger RNA. RefSeq names its product protein SHORT-ROOT. Bases 102 to 1532 code for a protein of 476 amino acids. The transcript has a single exon. The record is from RefSeq and is a predicted model, not a curated record. Gene Ontology annotation, molecular function: sequence-specific DNA binding; DNA-binding transcription factor activity. Gene Ontology annotation, biological process: regulation of DNA-templated transcription. Gene Ontology annotation, cellular component: nucleus. NCBI's taxonomy places the organism in Eukaryota, Viridiplantae, Streptophyta, Magnoliopsida, Malvales, Malvaceae.
UAUGGUAGAUAUAUUGCAUAGUACGACAAUGACCCUAAAUAUGAUAGUAUGGGCAAUAUUUCAGAAUUCAAAGCUUUGUACUUGGCCAUUUCUGAACUCAAAUGAAAUUGAGUUCUGCAAAGAUUUCUAAAGAGUCAAAGGGGGCCUCCCCAAGCCAUGGAGGACAUCAUAAGAACUCUUUUCACUGGAAACGGCAGAGCCACCACUCUAUCCUUCCACUUCAACCGGUCGAUCAGCUGGAGAAAUGGUCAUCUGUAGCGGUAGACAUGUACAACAACAGCAGCAGCAGCAAUAACAACAACAACCAUCAUCAUCAGCCUCAAACUAGCCACACGUCGACCAGCCGUUCAUCAGACUACUCGGCCGGCGGUGACGGGGAGCCUAGUGCGGCGGGUAACAAAUGGGCAUCAAGGCUUCUAAAGGAAUGUGCUAGAGCCAUCUACGACAAAGAUUCUAGCAAAAUCCAUCACCUUCUUUGGAUGCUAAACGAACUGGCUUCCCCUUAUGGAGACUGUGAUCAGAAACUAGCAUCGUAUUUCUUGCAGGCCCUGUUUUGUAAGGCCACUGAGUCAGGACAAAGAUGCUUUAAAACCCUAACUUUAGUCGCAGAAAAGAGCCACUGCUUUGAUUCAGCUCGGAAGUUAAUCCUCAAGUUCCAAGAGGUCAGUCCAUGGACAACUUUCGGUCACGUAGCCGCCAAUGGUGCAAUUCUGGAAGCCUUAGAUGGUGAGCCCAAACUUCACAUCAUCGAUAUAAGCAAUACCCUUUGCACUCAAUGGCCUACUUUGCUCGAAGCCUUGGCCACUCGAAACGAUGACACCCCACACUUAAAGCUCACUGUUGUGGUCACUGCUAAUAUUGUAAGAUCGGUGAUGAAGGAAAUAAGCCAGCGAAUGGAGAAGUUUGCUAGGUUAAUGGGUGUACCCUUUGAGUUUAAUGUAAUAAGUGGGCUAAACCAUUUGGGCCAACUCACAAAAGAGGCACUCGGUGUUGUUGAAGAUGAAGCUGUCGCGGUUAAUUGUAUGGGAGCCUUGCGAAGAGUCCCCGUCGAGGGAAGAGCUGCAGUGAUCGGGAUGUUCCGGUCGCUGGGGCCUAAAGUCGUAACCGUCGUUGAGGAAGAAGCUGACUUUUCAAGCACUCGAUACGACUUCGUCAAAUGCUUUGAAGAAUGCCUGAGAUUUUACACAGUCUACUUUGAAAUGCUUGAAGAAAGCUUCACCCCAACCAGCAAUGAGAAGCUUAUGCUGGAGAGGGAGUGCUCAAGGGGCAUAGUUAGGGUUUUAGCUUGUGACGAUGACCAAGACAAUGAAGGAGAGCGUGAGAGAAGAGAAAGAGGGAGCCAAUGGUCUGAAAGACUCAAGGAAGCUUUCUCAUCGGUCGGAUUUAGCGACGAUGUUGUCGACGACGUCAAGGCAUUGCUAAAAAGGUACAAGCCCGGAUGGGCACUCGCACAACCAUAUCAAAAUGAAACAGGACUUUACUUAACAUGGAAAGAAGAACCUGUAGUAUGGGUAUCCGCAUGGAAACCCUAAAAACUUGGCCACAACUACAACCAUGGUUUCAAGCUGAAUCAAUUUGCACUGCAUUUAUGCAAGAAUUUGGAAGCAAAUCAAAACAUGCAGAUGGAGUUCAUUACCUUUCAUAUCUUUCUUUUGAUCAUUGUUUUUUCUUUAAUGUCUAGUUUUUUUUUCUCAGCUUUAUGCUUUGGAGUUUGUGAUGUUCCUUUUUCUGAUUUAGAUCAUUAUUCUUGUUUGAAGGUGUUUGAAUUUGUGCCUCUGCCAUCUCCAUGGCAAUAUCCCAAUCCUUCCCUUCCCUGUAUCGUUUUUCCUUCAUCAAUUUCUUAUAAAUUUGUAACAAAAUUAUGUAUUAUAGGUUUGCAAUAAAAAUAUAAAAGUAUUAUGUGCAA